Hevea brasiliensis (rubber tree) is the source of this 3110-nucleotide messenger RNA. Its product is annotated as pre-mRNA-processing protein 40C. Gene Ontology annotation, cellular component: nucleus. NCBI's taxonomy places the organism in Eukaryota, Viridiplantae, Streptophyta, Magnoliopsida, Malpighiales, Euphorbiaceae. The record is from RefSeq and is a predicted model, not a curated record. Gene Ontology annotation, molecular function: transcription coregulator activity; RNA polymerase binding. The transcript is spliced from 15 exons. The coding region runs from base 342 to 2915 and encodes 857 amino acids.
AACUCACUUCCUCGGUUACACGUUUUUGGCUGCCAUUCUCCUCUUCUUCUCUCCCCUUCUGCAACCCUAGUCUGCCAUAUCACUCUCCUCUCCGUCAAUCUUCAUAAGACAAUCUCACCACCAUUCACAUUCACAUUUUCUCUUCCUCUCCUCUUCUGCAUUUCAACAUCAAUUUCAGUUCACACGCGACUCGUGGCCCUCGGCAUCAAUUUCAGCAGGAGCACAGAAGAAAAACUCAAUUAUAGGAGGCAAAAAACAAUACCAACAAAAGAAGAAGAAGAAGGAGAAGAAGAAGAAGAAGAAGAAGAAGGCAACUAAGGACCAAAAAAAUAGAGGAAAGAAUGGAUUCAUCGGCUUCUGUUCCACAAGCCAAUGCCCAGUCAUCUGCUUCAACUGUACCUCAGUCCAUUCCCUUUUCCCUUCAUCCUCCUUCAAGUUCUACAAAGACUUUAUCUUCGUCUCCUAACUUGGGCCCAUCAACUUCACACAUACCCAUCAAUACUCCUUUUCUUGUGCCUCCUGGGUCAGCUGGAACUCCUGGACCCUCUGGAUUGGCGUCAUGUGCUUCAAUGACUCUUCCAUCUGUAGCUGUUGAUUCUGCCUCAUCUUCAGUUCAGAGACCUAUCAUGCUCGCUACUACUAAUGCUCCAAAUCCUGUAGUUCAGCAACAAAAUUACGCUCCUUAUCCAUCUUUACCUGCUAUGGCUGCUUCCCCUCAGGGACUCUGGUUUCAGCCCCCACAGAUUGGUGGCAUGCCCAGGCCACCAUUUAUGCCGUAUCCUACUGUUUUUACUGGAUCCUUUCCGUUGCCAGCACAUGCCAUCUCUCGCCCUUCUUUCCCGUUGCCUGAUUCUCAACCUCCUGGUGUUACGCCUGUUGGAACUGUAGGUGCAAAUCUUCCGUCUUCUUCUGCUUCAGGUCAUCAGUUUAUUGGCACUCCAGAGAUGCAGAAAGAAUUACCUCCUCCUGGAAUUGAUGAGAAGGAUCAUAUCCAUGACAUUGGCUCCAAAGACAAUACUGCUAACAACGAACCAUUAGAUUCUUGGACUGCCCACAGGACUGAAGCAGGACUACUUUACUAUUAUAAUGCUUCAACAGGAGAGUCGACUUAUAAGAAACCUGCCGGCUUUAAGGGGGAGAUGGAGAAGGUUCCCAUGCAGCCAACUCCAUUUUCAAUGGAGAAUUUGGCUGGUACUGACUGGGCCUUGAUCACAACAAAUGAUGGAAAAAAAUAUUACUACAACAGCAAAACUAAGUUGAGCAGCUGGCAGAUCCCAAGUGAAGUGAUGGAACUGAAAAAGAAGCAGGAAGCUGAAGUAUCAAGAGAACAUGAAUUGUCACGCACUAAUGUCUUGACUGAAAAAGGAUCUGCUCCAAUUAGUCUGAGUGCUUCUGCUGUUAGCACAGGUGGCCGUGAGGCCAUAGCUCUUAGAGCGUCAAGUGCACCAGGAGCAUCAUCUGCAUUGGAUUUGAUAAAAAAAAAGCUGCAAGAUUCAGGAACUCCUGUAACUUCUUCCCCUUCAACAGUUUCAUUAGGAUUAGCAACAGCAGAAUCAAAUGGCUCUAGAGCUAUUGAAGCUUCAGCUAAGGGUUUGCAAAGUGAGAAUAGCAAAGAUAAGCCAAAGGAUGCUAAUGGUGAUGGUGAUGGUAAUGUAUCGGACUCCUCUUCGGAUUCAGAGGAUGAAGACAAUGGGCCUACAAAGGAGGAGUGCACUAUCCAGUUUAAGGAGAUGCUAAAGGAGCGCGGAAUAGCGCCAUUCUCAAAAUGGGAGAAGGAGCUGCCAAAGAUAGUUUUUGAUCCUCGUUUUAAGGCUAUCCCUAGUCAUUCUGCUAGGAGGUCCUUGUUUGAGCACUAUGUUAAAACACGUGCUGAGGAGGAACGCAAGGAAAAACGAGCAGCUCAGAGGGCUGCAAUAGAGGGAUUCAAGCAGUUGCUGGCAGUAGCAUCUGAGGAUAUUGAUCAAAACACUGAUUAUCAAACUUUCAGAAAGAAGUGGGGCAGUGAUCCGCGGUUUGAGGCUGUGGACCGCAAAGAUCGAGAGCACUUAUUAAAUGAAAGAGUUAUUCUUUUGAAGAAGGCAGCACAAGAAAAGGCUCAAGCUGAACGAGCAGCAGCUGUUGCUAGUUUCAAGUCAAUGCUUCGAGACAAAGGCGAUCUAACUGUCAAUUCCCGUUGGUCCAAGGUGAAGGAAAGCCUAAGGAAUGAUCCAAGGUACAAAUCAGUAAAGCAUGAAGAUAGGGAAGUUUUAUUCAAUGAGUACAUAUCUGAGCUAAAAGCUGCAGAAGAUGAAGAAGAACGGGAGGCAAAAGUUAGAAGGGAAGAGCAGGAUAAGUUAAAGGAGAGGGAACGGGAGUUGCGCAAGCGGAAGGAAAGAGAAGAACAAGAAAUGGAAAGGGUGCGAGUAAAAGUUAGGAGGAAGGAGGCAGUUGCAUCUUUUCAAGCUUUACUUGUGGAAUCAAUUAAGGAUCCUCAGGCUUCUUGGACAGAGUCAAAGUCCAAAUUGGAGAAGGAUCCUCAAGGACGUGCAACUAACCCUGAUUUAGAUCCGUCUGAUACUGAGAGACUCUUCCGAGAACACUUAAAGAUGUUGUAUGAGCGCUGUGCACAUGAUUUUAAAUCACUGUUAGCUGAAGUCAUAAAUACUGAAGCAGCUGCCCAGAAGACAGAAAAUGGAAAAACAGUUCUUGAUUCAUGGUCAACAGCUAAACGUCUUCUAAAGUCUGAUCCCAGGUAUAACAAGAUGCCUAGAAAAGAGCGGGAAAUCUUGUGGCGACGAUAUGCAGAUGACAUGUUGCGGAAGCAAAAGACAACACUUGAUCAAAAGGAAGACAAACAUGCAGAGUUAAAGAGUAGAAGUACUACUGAUUCAGGAAGAUAUCUGUCAGGAUCAAGGCGAACACAUGAUGGAAGAUAGAUCGUCAUUUUUUGGUUAGAAAGUAGGCUCUUCUACUCAUGUAUCGAGGGGUUAGUUUCUGAUUCACUGUAUCAAGCAAGCUGAAUAGCUGAUUAUUAUUAUCAUUACUAUUUUUAUCUGCUUCUUUUUUCAUUGAAAUUUGUUAUAUCUGGACCAUAAGCAAUUAGGAAAAGAAAUAUGAAUUCUUUUACAUAA